Molecule: messenger RNA, 1226 nt
Organism: Neogale vison (American mink)
Lineage: Eukaryota; Metazoa; Chordata; Mammalia; Carnivora; Mustelidae
Gene: EXOSC1
Product: exosome component 1
Exons: 9
Coding region: 13-636 (207 amino acids)
Biological process (GO): RNA processing
Cellular component (GO): nuclear exosome (RNase complex); cytoplasm
Molecular function (GO): RNA binding
Source: RefSeq, a predicted model, not a curated record
GAAUUUUGGCCAAUGAGAAGUCGACGUCGUUUCCCUCCACUGGCAGUCAUGGCGCCACCCGUGAGGUACUGCAUUCCCGGCGAACGUCUGUGUAACUUGGAGGAGGGCAGCCCGGGCAGCGGCACUUACACCCGACACGGCUACAUCUUUUCUUCGCUGGCUGGCUGCCUGACGAAGAGCAGCGAGAACGGCGCGCUUCCAGUCAUUUCUGUAAUGAGAGAAACAGAGUCCCAACUACUACCGGAUGUGGGGGCUAUUGUAACCUGUAAGGUCUCUAGCAUCAAUUCACGCUUUGCCAAAGUGCACAUCCUGUAUGUAGGGUCCACACCACUUAAGAACUCUUUUCGAGGAACUAUACGCAAGGAAGAUGUCCGAGCUACUGAAAAAGACAAGGUAGAGAUUUAUAAGAGUUUCCGCCCAGGUGACAUUGUCUUGGCCAAAGUGAUCUCCCUGGGUGACGCACAAUCCAACUACCUCCUGACCACUGCUGAGAACGAGCUCGGGGUGGUGGUGGCCCAUAGUGAAUCGGGUGUCCAGAUGGUUCCCAUUAGUUGGUGUGAGAUGCAGUGCCCUAAGACCCACACUAAAGAAUUCCGGAAAGUGGCCCGAGUGCAGCCUGAAUUCCUGCAGACCUAAGAAGCCACAUUUUACCCCACGGAGAGGGUCUGUUUCUUCUGUAAACUGGGGAUAGCAGCCCUUUCAGAGGUGAUGAAGAUUAGAGACUGUGUAUGUUAACAUGCCUCAGCCAAUGGCCGGCACAGAGGAGCUUCGUGAGAGCUUCCCAGACAGAGGCCCCUAUUUCCUCCUGGUAGAAGAAAGGCAUUAAGAGCUUUUUCUUGCCUUGGAGUCUCUCUUAUGAUCCCACAAUCUUUUCAAAGACCUUAGAGAGAAGGUAAAUGUGAGCCAUGCCCCUUCCUAAUUAUUUAUAUAAUGUAAUCAACUUCUUUUCUCCUGCAUCAUUUUAUAAAGUUGUAUGUAAUUUCUGAGGAUGAAAAGUGAAUAAAGUUUAUAGAUUUCUAAUAGAAAAAUAUUAGCUUUUUAAAGUAAACAAGUCUUUACCUUACUCAAAAGGCAUAAUGGGGUUUCAGAAUUUCAUUUUCCACUCAAGUGGUACUCAGUAACCAGCAUCACUGAACAAGAGCGGUAGAGGCAAUAGGAAUGGAGAGUUCAGCUAAGAUGACCUGCUCCCCUACACCUCAGCUCCCCAACCUAAGAUGGAAAACCUA